AUGAAGGUAUUAUCCAAGAAUCAAGGAAGAGAUGCAGAAGCACUUGGUGAUGCAAUGCUAAAACAGGCCUUAGUUGGUCCUGCUCCAAAUCAGCUGAUCCUCUCAUACUUGAGGCACUCCUUGAGUGCUGGUAUUGUCUCCCAUUCAACUGUGCUCCUAAGCAUUAGCCAAUAUCAAUCAUUUGUGAAGCUGAGAUGUGUAUCUGGGAUCCUCACUCUCCUCCAAGAUAUCUUGCCUUUGUUGAGGAGCCCUGCAUGUACUGAAGAUCCUAUGUCACUAGGCAAUCCCCUGCUGUCUGUUGUUGGCUGGCUUCUAACAUGUUUUUCCAAAUGCAGUGGCCUCUGCACAACAGAGCUGAGGUCUUCACCUGAUCAUCUGAAGAUAAUCCAAAAAGUUGUCCAGUGUCUCAAAUCCAUCCUUGAUGAUGACUUCCUCUGUGGUAUCCUUAUCCUCUCUUGCAAGGAAGAUGCAGAUAGUUAUAGUGAAGUCCUGAUGUCUUGUGAAGAAGUUAAAGAUGUCCAAUAUGAUGAUGAGGACCUUCAAUUUGUUCUCAGGACCCUGGAAUCUUUUGGAGCAAAAUCUUCUCCAACUGCUCAUGGACCUAAGGAGAGAAGAAAUGAAACUACUUCCUGUUUAGACUAUACCAUUCAUGGCUUGGUAUCCCUUCAUGCUCUCUUCCGUCUUACUGAAGAACCAGAAGUGGUUUCCCAUGAGUUCACAACCUUGGCAAGAGCCCUGGAUAUCCAACCAAGGUCCCUGUACUGUGAAAUCAUGAGAUCCUGCUACUUGGGACUCUCAGAGGCAUCUGACAGUUCAGGAAAUCUCCUGUAUGCAGCAUUCUUGUUCCUGAAAAUUCCCAGUGUGUUUCUCCAUCUCCAUAGCCACUUCACAGGUGCAACAGUGAGUGGUGAUAAAACAUCAGCUCCUUCUGCAGACCUCAUCUCUGCUUGUGAAGAUCUUAUAACAUAUGUAGCUCUCCUUGAUGUGGUGGAUGCCCAGUGCAACUGCAAUAGCUUGGAGUCCCUUCUACAAGAGCUACAACGAACUGGCUUGCUCUCUGAGGAAAUGGUGACUCAGUUCUUAGAGAAGAGGCAAAAUGAAUCUCAGAGGGUUGCAGGAAUGGAUUUUCUGAAUCCUGCAUCAGAUGGGAAUACCAACAUGAUAGCAUUGAUCCGAAAAGCAGCCCCAACCAUACCUACUCUUCUGAAAACCUUGACUCAUUCUGACAACCCACGAAUCCUGGAGGUGUUAAGCAAUGUUGUGACAUCAAAGACCUUUGAACUCAUCUUCACAGCAACUGGGGCAGAAUGCCUCAUUCCAGCAAUAGUGGAAAGAUUGAUCAAUUUCUUGGAAGAUAAUCGUAGCCCCUGUGGUGAGAAUUCUCAAGCUUCAGGAAAUAGGGCUGCGUUGUUUGACUUCUCCUUCCUACUUCUGGUUUACAUCUUGCAGAGGUUUCCUUCCACUCUGGCUUUACACAGAAGAGGAGAGACUCGGAGGUUCUUUGACAAAUGGGUGACACUCUGCUUCCCUGAGAAGAGGCACAACAUGGAUCCACAUCGAAUGACAGCUGAGGUGGAGUCAGCAAAGACUGAAGCUUUUCUUCAGCAGCUGAAGACCUGUGAAUCAGACAUGCCAACAAGUGGGAUGAAAUGGGAUGAAGCCUGUUGGAGUAGCAUAUCUGCCUGCCAGGAAAUUCUCGUGGCAUGGGAGACAGGAUCCCUUCAAGAGGGUGAUGUUCAGGGGCUCAUGGACACCAUCCGCAUCCACAUGGGCUGCAUGGCAGUUUCAAUUGCCUAUUGGCUUCAUGCCCACAUUCAGACACAACCUGAAUCAUCACAAGGAAAGCCACAGAAGAUGCUGGAUAUGAUCAUGUCUCCUGUUGAAGAAUCUCAUCUUCAAGCAUCACAGAUGCGUCACCCUUACACAGCUGAAAGGUGGGGCCUAACACUCAAUGUCCUGAAGUGGUUGAUGGAAGAAUUGAAAGAAGAAGAAAGAUGCCCAAAGGAGCCUUUGAAUGUGCAGUUGCUGAGAAUUUGGUCAGAAGUGCAGCUGAAGGAAUGGUUCACACCCUCUGCCAUGACUCAACUGAAGCGGCUGUAUGAUUUUGGUGGUGUUCACUGGUUCUGCAAAUCUCUCAUUGAGGCAACAGUUGCAGCCACAUACAAGGAGGAAGUAGAGAAAGGGUUGUCCCUUGCUCUUGCAGCUUUUCACAUUGAUCUCAUCCAAUGCGCAAUUAUGCUCCUCUCUCGAAUCCUCCCAGAUUACUUACUUCUGGAUUCAAAGACUGAAUUCCUCUGUGAGCCUCGAGGUACUGCUCUUGCCAAACUGACGGUUACCCUCACUUACUUGGCUCUCUCUACCAUUCAACAAAAGCAAGCAAAGAGAGAAAACCAGAAGAGGAAACUCUCAGAGUCUGAUGAAGUUGAAGAAGCUCUGAUGAGCCUGGAAGCAGGACGACCACCUCCUAUCAAGAUCCGACGGCUUGAUGGAGAUUCUGACCUCUAUUUUGAAGAGGUCUACAUGAGAUCAGAUGAAGGGGAAGGAAAGGAAAAUCCCUUGGAGGCAGCAAUCCAUCAGCUCUUUGCUCUGUUCUCUGUGAUCUCCCAGGAGACACAAAUUAGUUCCCGCCUGUUCUUUGUGGCAGGCUUCCUCAGGGAAGUCAUCCUCUGCUCCCAUGAUCAAAAAGAUGCAUUCUUGCAACACAUUCCAUCAGAAAUGCUGUUGGGAUUGAUGCACACAGUCCCAGAAAAGGUGGGGUGUAUCUUGGACCUCUGCGACUUGAAGUCUGACACUGGACGACAGGUGGCAGCCCAACUUCUCUAUCUCAAGCAUGUAAGUGAUGACUGCAAAAUUAACAAAAGAAGAGAGGGAGGAGUUUGUUUUAAUGUAUGGAAGGCCAGGCACAUCAAACUG
This is a messenger RNA of Darwinula stevensoni, 2913 nucleotides long. The record is from the annotation of a GenBank genome assembly. NCBI's taxonomy places the organism in Eukaryota, Metazoa, Arthropoda, Ostracoda, Podocopida, Darwinulidae.